Molecule: messenger RNA, 7470 nt
Organism: Coregonus sp. 'balchen'
Lineage: Eukaryota; Metazoa; Chordata; Actinopteri; Salmoniformes; Salmonidae
Source: the annotation of a GenBank genome assembly
GAUAUUUCUCUCCAGCCUGUCAAAAGCCCAUGGCACCAAUCGGAACGCACGUCUCUCAGGACAAGGGGACGCCAACUAAGUACGCGCGGAUGGAGAGCUGCUUGGAGAGUGUUGGCGGUGCAUAAUCGCAUUAUCUGAUCUGCGAAAACGCAGGCUGACAGCCCAGUCUCAUAAAGAUAUUCUUUAUUAGUAGUUUUUUUAAAUUGUUUUCUCCCAUUCAUUAAAAUGCCACUCUUCAUAAACCGAGACCAGAUAUUUGCGCACCAAGUGCACCUUCUGGAGCACAAACUGCGGGUAUGUCUAUUUUUUCAUUUAGCGUAAAUUCAACAGGUAUGACAGGUGAAGCUAAAACGACUGUCAGUUAUUUUGUGAGAACAAUUGUUAAUCGUUUAGUUAGUAAGCUAUAAUAACUAUUCGAUUAAUUACAAGGCCUAUUUUAUUUAUUAUCUUUAGUAAAGGAAUUUAAAUGGAAUCAGAUAAACCUCACUGACUUUACAACGUCAAUAAACUAGCAGCGUUGGCUAAUCUGUCCCGAACGUUUCCAGAGCAAAGAAGAACGCAUUCUGGAGUUGGAGACUGAAAAUGCCAUUCUUCACCUGAGGCUCGCCGAUGUGAGUUGAGUCAUUGGAGAAUACAUUUUAAUUGACUGUGAUAUUUUAACACCCCAGUCAGUGCCCAUUGUGUAGGUAGCCAAGCAAAGGUCGUGGUACCCAAUUUAAGCACAUCAUUGGGUGCCACAGAUGGAUAAGUUUACUGUCUGCAGAAUUUAAUUAGAGUUUAAGAACUGUGUAAAAAGCAAUAUAUAAACAUGUUAUUUUUGCUUGUUUAACACGUUUCCUGUCAAUGUUCACUUCAUGGAUAGCUCCGAAAUGGGCCCAGUAUGGAGGCAUAAAAUGAACACUAGCCACCAACCAAAUGCUGGUAAAAAGUCUGAGUGGCUGGUUAAUUUUUUUAUUUACUACGUCCUUCCUGGACCAAAAAGUGGGUUUCGGAUGUCAAACUGGUGACUUGUCACUGUAUGUCUUGGUAAUGAUGGUUUCUUACCCUCUUCUCCCUCUCCAGUGUCUGGGGAAACUUCGUCGGGAUCAUGCGGAAGAGGCAGAAGCAGAAGCCCAGAAGCGUUGGCAGCACCAGAGAGUUGUGCAGCAAAGCACCCAGUCUGCCCUGGCCAAACUUCUGUCUGAAGUACAGGUACAUACAACGCCAGAGUUGCACAGCAGUAUUGUUUGGUUUGGUUUAGUUCAGAGGAGGAAGGCCAACAUGGUGUCCAUUGGGGUUGCCAUGGGCAGGGUUGCCAUGGGCGCCAAGAGAGACGUCAUCACUACCAGCACAGGCACCAGCGAGGUGCCCUCACUCUCCUACGUGUGAGUGGUCCUUUACUGUUUGUGUGUGUGUGUGUGUGUGUGUGUGUGUGUGUGAGUGAGUGAUGGCCUGAACACACACGAACACACAAACACACAUUCAUGGUAUUAUUUGUGUGUUAUUCUAGAUUUUGAAGCAGGACCUGAGAGAGGUGUUUGCGGUGUAUGUGAACUUCGCCACUGAGCUGGAGAACCAGAGCAGGCUGCUGCUGGAGCAAGUCGGCCAAGCCAGCUCCGCCCUCCAGGGCCACCAUGGCAAUGACGUGCACAGUGAGUAGACUAUCUGUGGUCGGAUUUAUGACAUCACUCAAUCGAUGUGUGUCACUCUUAUCCCCUUGUACUUCUGCUUCUCUGUCUGUUUCUCAUUCUCUCACUCCCUUUGUCUUGCCUCUUUUUCUCUCUCUUUUUCUCUCUCUCUCUUUCUCCCAUUCUCAAGUAUCUUAUUUACCGUGCCCCUAGGCCGUAGUUAAGAGGUUGGUUACCUUGGGGAUAAUCCUCUCUCCCCCUCUAACCCCUCCCUCACCCAGCCCUCCAAUACGACUCUGUCAGCGAGGUUCGGCAAGGUUGUGUGGCCUGUCCUCUUCUGCGUCACCUGGUUGCCAUGGUGACAAGCUCUCUGUUGGGCUUGAGGAACUUAUCCCACGUGACUUGGUUAAACCUGGCUGUCUGUUGGGCCUGUGGGAAAAGCCCCUAGCCUAUAUAUACCUGACCCUAUUGGCUUUGUUUACCACAGGACCAGGGUCAGUUUUGUUGUUUGGCUUGAAAUAGUUUAUGUAGGUGUAAGGUAGUAGCGCUGAUCCCAAAUCAGUCAGCUUUUAGGCACAAAUAUUGUAUUUAUGAACCAGUAUCAUUUAUUACAAUUUAUUAAGCAUUAUUCAUGUAAUUUUUAGAUAAUGGAUUCAUAUUUUGCUGUUGCGAAUUCUCUGUUAAAAAAAUUAAUAUCCUGGGUUGGACCAUGCACUUGCAUCUCGAGCUACCCUUCAUUCAGGAAGGAUGUCAGAUGGGCUACCCAGCCUCCUAUCAAAACAAUGACUUUGAUUAAUCCAUCAACUGUCCCUGUAAGUCCGGCACAAUGAGAACACAAAUAACCCCUAAGGCUUAGCUCACGAACAGUACAUGUCAAAUACAAUAACCAUCAGCAGCAGGAGAGGAUCUCUUUCCUUAGCUCUUACUCUGCUUGUUGUAGCUGUAGUUUGCAUUCCCUAAGAGGAGGUUAGUUACAUGUCAUAGUAAAGAAUAGUGAGGAGGUCUGGCUCUUGAGACUAGAGUUCACCAUUCGCUUGUUUGAUGUCAGGUUGUCUGUCAUGUCGUCCAGAGGAUUCCAGGAGUUCUUGUAUCCCUUUGAUUGCUUAAUUGCAUGGCGUGUGAGUGUAUGAGUGGGUGUGUCCAUGUGUCCACUGAGAUUAAGGACUUGGGUCAAAAGGUCUUACCUGGACUAGGCCCAAUUAUUUGUGUUUCUCAUGGUAUGACAUUGCAUUUGGUAUUUGUAUUUAUUAUGGAUCCCCAUUAGCUGCUGCCAAGGCAGCAGCUACUCUUCUGGGGUCAUGCAACAUUAAGGCAGUUAUAUACAAUUUAAAAUAUUACAUGACAUUAUAUUUCAUAACACUUUACCCAAUAUAUUUAGUGUGUUCCCUCAGGCCACUACUCCACGAUCACAUAUUUACAAUACAACAUCCAUGUGUACGUGUGUGUAGAGUGAGUGUCUAUAUGUAUGUGUGUAUGUGCCUGUGUGUGUGUCUCUUCAUAGUCCCCGCUGUUCCACAAGGUGUAUUCUUACCUGUUAAAAAAACAAUCUGAUUCUACUGCUUGCAUCAGUUACCUGAUGUGGAAUAGAGUUCCAUGUAGUCAUGGCUCUAUGUAGUACUGUGCGCCUCCCAUAGUCCGUUCUGGCCUUGAAGAGACCUCUGGUGGCAUGUCUUGUGGUCCUCUGUAGCUCAAUUGGUAGAGCAUGGCGCUUGUAACGCCAGGGUGGUGGGUUCGAUCCCCGGGGACCACCCAUACGUAAAAAUGUAUGCGCACAUGACUGUAAGUCGCUUUGGAUAAAAGCGUCUGCUAAAUGGCAUAUUAUAUUAUUAUUAUUUGUGGGGUAUGCAUGGGUGUCCGAGCUGUGUGGCCAGUAUUCCAAACACACAGCUCGGUACAUUCAGCUCGUCGACACCUCUCACAAAAACAAGCAGUGGUGAAGUCAAUCUCUCUUCCACUCUGAGCCAGGAGAGACUGACAUGCAUGUCAUCAAUGUUAGCUCUCCAUGUACUUUUAAGGGCCAGCCGUGCUGCCCUGUUCUGAGACAGAUGCAAUUUUCCCAAGUCCCUCUUUGUGGCACCUGACCACACUACUGAACAAAAGUAGGGCCUGUAGUACCUGCCUUAUUGAUAGUGUUGUUAAGAAGGCAGAGCAGCGCUUAAUUAUGGACAUACUUCUCCUUAUCUUAGCUACUGUUGUAUCAAUAUGCUUUGACCAUGACAGUCUACAAUCCAGGCAUUGAGUGGCUUAGCCUGGCACAUGGAUGAUGUUACGGUCACGGCUUGUGCAACACCAUUGAAGCAACAACAAAAAAAGACCUCAUCAUUUGCCCUUCGGUUAUUAUAUAUGAUAGUGCUGUUAUUAUCUUGUUCUCUAUCUGUGUAUCUGUCCUCAGGUUUGCAGGCUCAGAUGGAGGCUCUAGAGCGCUCUCUACAGGAGGAGAAGGAGCGGAGCAGGACUGAGAGGGAGAGGAGGAAGAUACUUCACAACACCUUGGUGGUGAGGAUCUUGACUAUAUUUUAAUAGUCUACAGUGACUUCCUCCCUUUUCUGUCUCUGUCUCUCUGUUUCUCUCUCUUUCUCUCACUCUCUUUCUUUCUCUCUCAUUGUUGCUCUUCAGGAGCUACGGGGGAACAUCAGGGUCCACUGCAGAGUGCGUCCGGUCCUUCCCUUUGAUGAUGGCCAGGGAUCAACAUUAGCAAUAGGGUUAAUACCCAUAAAGUACUGUAUAUUUUAAAGGGAUACUUUGGAAUUUUGGCAAUGAUGCCCUUUAUCUACUUCCCCACAGUCAGAUGAACUAGUAGAUACCAUUUUUAUGUCUCUGUGUCCAGUAUGAAGGAAGUUAGAGGUAGUUUCUCGAGCCAAUGCUAACUAGCGUUAGUGCAAUGACUGGAAGUCAAUGGAUAUGUACUAGCAUGCUACCUUCAUACUGGACACAGAGACAUAAAAAUUGUAUCUACUAGUUCAUCUGACUCUGGGGAAGUAGAUAAAGGGCAUCAUUGCCAAAAUCCUGAAGUAUCCCUUUAAUUAGUGCAUUUAACAUCCUCUUAGUAACAGCAAUUUAGAACUGUACAGUUUUAUAAUAGUCAUGAUUGUUUUCUGUUCAGGCCUGCUACAACAGAAGAGGUGGUUCAGGCAGUUAAUGAUGUGAGUACAUGCAGUUUCAUCUAGUUAAAGGUCUGAUUUAUUGUUAGGUCUGUGAUUGGGUUGAAUGAGUCAUUCUGAAAUCGCCUGCCUGCCUCACCUAUUUCAUUUAUUUUGUUUUGCCUGUUUUUCAGGAUACAGUUGUUGUGAAUUGUACUAGAAUGGGGAACCCGGGGUUGAACAAGAUGUUUGAGUUUGAGAGGUAUUAUAACAUGUUAUAACAUGAUAAUAACUGUCCCUUGAUUAUUGUUGCUAUUCUAUAUUUACAUUCUGUCAGCAGUUGUAUUGUAGUAUGUGUCACAGCUUCAGAUGUAUGAAGCUUAUCAAGCAUGUGUUUCCAUGGUGUUGUGAUUGACAGGGUGCAUUGUCCUGAGGACUCCCAGGAUGCUGUGUUUGAGGAAGUGAAGCCUCUCCUCACCUCUCUGCUGGACGGGUGAGUUAAUAUGACCCUGUGCUGCUGAGGGGAAACACUGGUCGCUAAUUUAAUUGUAUUGCCUCCCUCACAGCAUCUCAGAACUCUAAAAUAUAUUUUAAAAGCCUACACCGUGUACCUCCUAUAUACAGUAGAGAUGAUUGCCUCAGAGAAUUAGUGUUGUGAUAGAACGCUCCAUUGAUCAGGACCAGAGGCAAAGCAGACAAUGUGAAACGUUAUUAAAUGGAGCGAAGCAGAAUGAGGAAAUAAAUCCAGUGAGACGACGUCUGAAUAACAAACAGCUGAGUUAAUAGAAACAGCAAGUGUUUAUUUCACAGACUGAUUCUCCUAUUGUUCGGUCAGGUAUAACGUGUGCAUCAUGGCGUAUGGACAGACAGGUAGUGGGAAGACACACACCAUGAUCGGCUCCCAGGCUGAGGACCACUCAGGACCACAGGGGGAGGCCCGGCAAGGCGUUAUUCCCAAAGCAGCCACUGAACUCUUCAGGUGAGAGAGAGAGAGAGAGAGAAUAAAAAGUGUGGUGUUUAUACUGGCGUUAGGGUGAUGAGAGAAGGAGCUAUACUUGUGUAUUUUUGUAUGUGUGUGUGCUAUCUGACAGGCUGAUAUCGGAGAAGCCUGCUGAGACUCACACAGUGGAGGUGUCUGUGGUGGAGGUGUACAACAACGAGGUGUUGGACCUGCUGGCUAAAGACGAGGACGGGGUUGCCAUGGGCGCCAAGAGAGAUGUCAUCACUACCAGCACAGGGACCAGCGAGGUGCCCUCACUCUCCUACGUGUGAGUGGUCCUUUACUGUUUGUGUGUGUGUGUGUGAGUGAUUAAUUGAGUGAGUAAUUAUGUACAGAGCCAUAUCUAUGGGAUUGGUAAUAGAAUAGUGACAGUUUGUGUGUGUGUGUGAGAUUUAUGUGAGUUGAAGUAUUGCUGACUGACUGUGUUCUCCUUCCAGGUUGGUGAGAAGCUCAGCAGAUGUGAUGCAGCUGAUCAGCUCUGUUCUGAGGCUGAGGGCUCGCUGCCCUACACUGGUCCACAGAGACUCCUCACGCUCUCAUCUCAUAGUCACCCUCACUGUCUCCUCCAAGAGCCCCAACGCACUGGCUCUGGGUGAGACACACAAACAUAUCUGAUUAUCAAAUUGUAUUUGUCACAUACACGUGUUUAGCAGAUGUUAUAGCGGGUGUAGCGAAAUGCAUGUGCUUCUAGCAGUGCAGUAAUAUCUAACAAGUAAUAUCUAACAAUUUCACAACAUAUACCCAAUACACACAAAACUAGUAAGGAAUGGGAUUUAAGAAUAUAUACAUAUAUAUAUGGACAAGCAAUUGCAGGUAGCGAGUGUAACACAAUGUCUUAGUGCUAUUGAUUGAUUGAUUUCUUGCCAUGAUAUCUUGCCGCUAUAUUCCUUUAUUGACUGUGUUUGUGGUGCUGUGCUGUCUAGCUCGUAGGUUGCAAAGCGUCAAGAAAGACAUGCAGCGCAAGGCCCAGAAGGAGUGGUGGAGCCCCCGCUGUCGCCGUGCCAACCCAAUGGCCCGCCAAUCGGGGGACGAGCGUUCCACUAGCUCCUCCUCCUCGCCCUACCACUCCCCCAGCCACUCUCCCAUUCACUCCUCUUGCCCCUCCCCCAGAGCCAGCACCGCCCAGGCUCCCUUCAGGACCAAACUACAGCUGGUGGACCUUGCAGGUAGCGAGUGUGUGGGUGAGUCGUGAAAACAAUGCCAAACUCAUCCACCAUGGUCUGUGAUUGUUGUGUAGCAACAGUGUUCUGUCCGGUGGUGUAGGGGGGAUGACUAUGUGCAUGCUGUGUGUGUAACUGUUUGGACGUGUGUUUGUGUAACUGUAGGUAUGUCAGGGGUGACAGGCGCUGCCUUGUGGGAGACGUCGUGUAUAAACCGCAGUCUGUCUGCUCUGUCUGACGUACUGGGAGCUCUGGCAGAGCAACGGCCACAUGUGCCCUACAGAAACAGCAAGCUCACACACCUACUGCAGGACGCCAUCGGUAACACAUACACACACACAGACAGUUUGUUCUUUUCCUUGACUGCAGUUGAUAAUGACUAACCAUUCUCCUCUCCCCUCUCUUCUCUAUCCUCUUCUCCUUCUCCAAUAGGUGGGGAUGCGAAGCUGCUGGUGAUGCUGUGUGUCUCUCCCACCCAGAGGUAUAUGACUGAGUCUCUACAGUCUCUGGGCUUCGGCACGCGGGCUCGCCAGGUCCAAAAAGAUACCCCUCGCAGGAAGAACAUUGCCCUCAAACUGAAGUAAUGAAAGGAGAGCAGAGCAGAGGAGUAUAGAAGAGAAAGG